Cajanus cajan (pigeon pea) is the source of this 752-nucleotide messenger RNA. RefSeq names its product agamous-like MADS-box protein AGL80. Gene Ontology annotation, molecular function: RNA polymerase II cis-regulatory region sequence-specific DNA binding; DNA-binding transcription factor activity, RNA polymerase II-specific; protein dimerization activity. NCBI's taxonomy places the organism in Eukaryota, Viridiplantae, Streptophyta, Magnoliopsida, Fabales, Fabaceae. The record is from RefSeq and is a predicted model, not a curated record. Gene Ontology annotation, biological process: positive regulation of transcription by RNA polymerase II.
UAUUCACUGUCAUGACUAGAAAAAAAGUAAAACUCUCAUUCAUCGCCAAUGAUUCUGCAAGGAAGGCAACAUACAAAAAAAGGAAAAAGUCAUUGUUGAAGAAGGUUGAGGAACUUAGCACUCUAUGUGGCAUUGAAGCAUGUGCUAUAGUUUAUAGCCCCGAUGAUCCUCUACCACAGGUUUGGCCUUCUGAUAACGGUGUUGAAAGGGUGGUGGAAAGAUUCAGGAUUAUGCCUGAGUUGGAGCAAAGCAAGAAGAUGGCGAACCAAGAGAGUUUCAUUGGACAAAGGAUCUUGAAGAGUAAGGACCAAGUAAUGAAACUUAUGAAGGACAAUAGGGAGAAGGAGAUGACCAUGUUCAUGUUUCGUUGUCUUAAUGUAGGGAGGGUUCUUCCUGAUAAUAACAUGACUACUAGUGAUUUAAGUGAUCUUUCAUCGAUGAUCGAACAAAACUUGAGGGACAUUAAUAAAAGGUUGGAAACUCUAAGUGCUAAUGAGAUGACAACAAACCAACCUCAGGUGCAAACUCCAGCAUUGGCUGUACCAAAGACUAAAGAAACAACAUUGGUGAAUUCUGGCUAUGGGUUGGAUAUGAAUGCUAACCCCGUGCCAAGGCAAAUGUUUAUGGACUUGCUUAAUGGCAAUGGAAAUCAGGCAAUAAUGCCUCAUUUUGGAGAUGCUGAUCUUCAACUUCAAACUAGUUUUUGGCCUAACCUAUUACCUUGAAAGAUGUUUGUGCUUGUUAUCAUCCCU